AUGACCAACGGCCACUCGAACGGAUCCAAUAGAGCAAAUGCAUCAUCCAGCGACGAAGACUCCCCGACUCGACGCCGUAGUGAUCCACGUCCAGCAUACAAACGCAAGAUGUCGACUCCAUUGGCCCCUCCGUUUAUGGUUUCUGCCCCCGGAAAGGUCAUUGUUUACGGCGAACAUGCUGUCGUUCACGGAAAGGCUGCUAUGGCUGCUGCCAUCUCGCUCCGCUCCUACAUGCUCGUCACCACUCUCUCGAAGUCUCGUCGCACUAUCACCUUGCGCUUCCGCGACAUCGACCUCCAUCACACUUGGGACAUUGACACACUACCUUGGGAUGCCUUCUCCCAUCCCGAUCGCAAGAAGCGCUACUACGAUCUCGUCACCCAGCUCGACCCCAUCCUUGUCGAGGCUAUGAAGCCACACAUCCUCAAUGUCUCUCCUCAUAUUCCCCUCCACGAGCAAAAGAUACACCAGGCCGCGGCAUCGUCCUUCCUCUACCUCUUCCUUUCUCUCGGCAACAAGUCUUCGCCUGCCACCAUUUACACUUUACGUUCUACGAUACCCAUCGGCGCCGGUCUCGGUUCCAGCGCCAGCAUUUCAGUUUGCAUAGCUACUUCCCUUUUAAUCCAGGCUCGCGCUCUUUCUGGUCCUCAUCCUGAUCAGCAGCCCGAAGAGGCCGAGAAACAACUUGAGAGAAUCAACCAGUGGUCUUUUGUCGGAGAGAUGCUCAUUCAUGGCAAUCCCUCAGGAGUGGACAACACAGUCGCAUCAGGCGGUAAGGCCGUCUUAUUCAAGCGUGCAGACUAUGCAAAGCCUCCAGUGGUACUGCCUUUACGAAAUUUUCCAGAGUUACCAUUACUGCUGGUGGAUACGAAACAACCAAAGAGCACUGCCGCAGAGGUUGCAAAGGUUGCAAGAUUGAAGAAGACAAACCCAAAAAUUGCCAACCAUAUUCUAGACGCCAUAGACGGGGUUACCGAGUCCGCAUAUGCUUUGAUCACAAGCCCAGACUUUGACCCUACAGAUCCCUCGGCACUCACUCAGCUAGGCGAACUUGUGUCGAUUAAUCACGGUCUUCUGGUCAGUUUGGGAGUCUCGCAUCCUAAGCUCGAGCGUUUGCGCGAGCUUGUCGACACAGCGGGAGCUGGGUGGACCAAGCUUACUGGUGCAGGUGGUGGUGGUUGUGCUUUCACUCUUCUCAAGCCAGACUUACCUUUGAUUGGCGAAGACAUGCCAGUCGCUGAAACGGCCAACUCACAAGCCGAGACACUAGCAAGACUCGAAAAAGAGCUUGAGAAGGAAGGCUUCGAGAAGUACGAGACGACGCUUGGGGGAGACGGCGUUGGCGUACUGUGGCCUGCCGUACUCGAUAACGGAAGCGAUGAACUUGGAGGCGAGGAAAUAGACGCAGAGAAGUUCGAAGCAGUCGAGGGUCGUGAAGGCGUUGAGAAGCUCGUCGGAGUUACAGGCGGAGUUCACGGAGGUGUAAGAGAAGGCUGGAAGUUCUGGAGAAUAUGA
Aureobasidium subglaciale EXF-2481 is the source of this 1515-nucleotide messenger RNA. RefSeq lists its product as uncharacterized. Gene Ontology annotation, biological process: isoprenoid biosynthetic process; ergosterol biosynthetic process. The record is from RefSeq and is a predicted model, not a curated record. NCBI's taxonomy places the organism in Eukaryota, Fungi, Ascomycota, Dothideomycetes, Dothideales, Saccotheciaceae. Bases 1 to 1515 code for a protein of 504 amino acids. Gene Ontology annotation, molecular function: ATP binding; mevalonate kinase activity. The transcript has 2 exons. Gene Ontology annotation, cellular component: cytoplasm.